ACUUUCACCAGCCACGCCGCGUAUAAUAAAAACCUCAGUGAUCCUCCUUCCAGAAGAAAGCCUGCUUACUUUCCCCUCUACUCCCAACUGCCCUCCAGUUCCCAACUCCUCUCUCAACAAAUCAAUUCCGCCAUUUUUCUUCUUUUCGAUUUGCUCUCUGUCUCCUUCCCAACCCAUCCGGCUAAUCGAUUCAAUCAACCUUCAAAAUACCGGCAACAGUCGGUCGCGUCCUGCUGCAGUGGAGGGGAAAGAAUGGAGAACAUGAUGGGGCUUCUCCGAAUCAAGGUGCUCCGAGGGAUCAACCUCGCCAUUAGAGAUGUCCGCAGCAGCGACCCUUAUGUCAUCGUCAAGAUGGGCAAGCAGAAACUGAAGACCCGAGUGGUGAGGAAGGAUGUGAACCCAGAGUGGAACGAGACCUUGACAUUGUCGGUCAGCGACCCGGGUCUUCCUGUCAAGAUCGAAGUGUUCGAUCGAGACCUGUUCAGGGACGACAGGAUGGGGGAUGCAGAGUUCGACAUUGGGACCUUCGUGGAAGCCGUGAGGAUGAACCUCCAAGGGCUGCCCAGCGGGACCAUCAUCACCAAGAUGCAGCCAAGCAGGAAGAACUGCCUGUCAGAGGAGAGCUCGGUCGUGUGGGCGAACAACGAGGUUGUGCAGCGCGUCUUCCUGAGGCUGCGAAAUGUGGAGUGCGGUGAGGUCGAACUCGAGCUUCGUUGGAUUCAUGUCCCUGGUGCCAAGGGCUUGUAGUAUAGAGGAAUGACUGUAAGUGAGCUGUUGUUUGUAGCUGAUAUAUGAUGUAUUGCUGAUUUUUUUUCCGGGUUUUUGCUUCUCACCAUUAGUUCUAGCACCCUAAUUAUCAAUAUCUACAGCUUAAUUGAUUCUUCUUCUGCUGCUGAUUACAGUUGUUUGAGUGUGUACAUUAUUCUGUCUGAGUUGUCUUUGCCCUGACAGAGGACACUUUUCUUUAGCAUAUAUAUGUUGCCAUGAAUAAGUGGCUCGUAAAUCGUAAUCUUCUCCAUCCUACUACCAAAAAUGUUACUUAACCUGGGAAUGACCGAAUUAGCUUAUUGACAUUGGACUCAUUCUAAUACCAGUACCAAAACAAAUUCUUAUGGUUUGAUGCAGAUUUGAGUUCCUUGCCGCAAUGGCACAUUUCAAGUGAAAAAUGACAACGAAGUGAACGAACACAACCAGUUGGGCUUGGGCCGAAUCUCAUACGUAAAGUUAUAAGGGGGUUGAUUAUUGAGCCCAUUAAUUUGGGGUCGGGAUCAUCCACCGGAUCAGUGGGUUUUCAUUUUGCUGACUGAGGUUAUGGGAAGCGGAUGAAUGAAGUAAAAUUCUCCGUUACGAAGGAAGAGUUUGGACAAAUGGGCUUCUCGCCGAGUUGGCGAUAUGGAUGGAACUAUCGAAGUUUGGUACCAGUAUUUGAAAUAUACCAAAUAUCGUAUUGAAUUUGUCGAUACUUGAUAUUACCGAAUACAUGUAUUAUCUUAUGCGAGUGGGAUUGAGUUUCAACUGUUAUUUUGUAUUAGAGAUUACAUGAUUGGAAUCAAUAUAUAUAUAUAUAUAUAUACGGAAAUACUUAUCAAUAUAGAAACCUAAGAUAGCGUGUACCCAAUUCCUGCUCCCUCACUCACUACUAUCAGACCCUCAACCUCCAAAAUGGUCAAUUAGUUAUAUAUAGUUCAUUCUCUCACUAUUUGACAACUCAUACAGAGCUCAUUUUGUUACUUGUAGUAUGUUUUUAGGUUGUUUAAUCGUCCACGGUUUUAAUUUGUUGCUUUAGUUUGUUAAUGGGCUUCUUAGGCACCACAUUUUCUAGUUUGUUGUUAAUAUACUUGUAGUUUUCCCCAUUCGUUUUGCAAGAGUGUUGGAUUUAUUGUUUGUUUUUAUUUAUUUUGCAAAUGGUUUGUGGAGGUGCUCACAGAGGAAAAGUAUUUGCAUUUGUAUAUUUGAUUUGUAAUUUCUGAACAUAACUAAUUUGAUAUUUAGUUUAUACCGAUACCGAACAAAUUUUCUGGGAUUUGGAUCGGGAUAUCAAAUUUAUUUUGGGAUUGAGAUUGUGAUUAAGUUUAGGACACUAUUUGGUAAUUGAUACUGGGAUACCGAUACUGUACUGAUUUCCUACCCUAGUUGGCGAGACGCUCAAGAGACUUAGCCACUUUGGGAGUUGGACACUAGCCAUUCAGAAACAAAAGGGAUGAGGCAUUAGCAAAUAUUAUCGCCAAUCUUGCAAAUUACUAGUUUUUUUCCACCGACUUUCAAUCUUUAUCCUCCAUUUUUCAUAAACACAAUAUAUACUUUCUCUUCUAUAUUUUGUCUUCAUAAAUCUAAUACUUUUCAAUUAUUUCAAAACAAUACUUUCAAUUAUUUUUCAUUAAUACUUUUCAAUUAAUUUUAGUAAAAUAUUCGUGACUAUUUUGGAAACAGGUUUCAAAUAUAGAUUAUGUUUGGUUGUAAAAUGAUAUACGGUGGAAUCAUCAUUUAUAUGUGUCUAAUAUCCAUAUAAUAGGAUACAUGUUGAUUGAUAAAUGAAUUUUGAUUUCAUGGUUGGCGUUAUUUGGAUAUAAAACAAGAAAAUAAAACAUAUUAUAUGUAAAAAUUGUAACAUCAUACAAAUUUUUUUUCAUGGUUCGCGUUAUUUUUCACAUACUACCAUCUAUAUUUUGUUCUUCAAAUUUUAGAGGUGUACCGGAGUACCGGACGCACCUACCUGAGCUUGCUAGGGUUUCUGCUUUUCUGCUACUGGUCCCUAAUAUCUUUGGUAGCUGUUCACUAUCAGUUGCUUUUUCUGCAUGAGGACAGAAUACCGUCCUGUUGUCUUCUUUCCUUUUCUCUGUUAAUGAAUUAAUGUCCGAGAGAGUCUUCAGUUUGGAUGCUGCCUGGGGCUUUUGCAGUUUCGAUCGUGCCCCUAGUACUUGUAGUAAUGGAACUUACUCAAUUCCCGAUUCCACUUUCCAGAGAGAAAUUGCGGUUCAUGGUUUUGGCACGUAAUAUACAUUCCAACCACUUCUUUGAGUGGAGAAGGGUUAGUUUCUCUUUUCUACCGAACUCUCUUUGAUGGAAAUAUGCACUUAGCUUGAUGGUGCAAACUUCUCAUAUGUUAUCCAUGUCUUCUUACACUGAUCUUUAUCAAUUUGAUAUCAACUACGUACCUGUGGAGUAUUCCAAUCAGGCCGGCCGAGAUAAUAUCAUAUGGGAGGCUAAAUCGGUGGACUCUUUUAACGCUAUGAAACGAUGAACCACGACCAAAACAUAAAAUACUCUAUCGCUGAUUUUUCCAGUACAACCUCCAGUACGAUUUAACAAUCAUUGGAAGGUACUAUAAAAAAAAAAUACAAAGUUAAUGGAUGGUAUUGCAUUAUGUGCAUCCCCCAAUCUACAAAAUAUAUAAAGCAUAUUCAUUGGUUCAAUUUUCAGGAUUUUGAAUUUCCAGGCUCCAGAGCACUUCCCGGAAGGAUAUUCUCGACAUUCUACCCUCCAUUUAAUUAUGCUGUGCGUUUUAUCAAACUUACUGCAGCCCAUGUGUACGCCGGGCUUUGCUCUCCACCAAUUUGCGUCGGUAUUGGGCCUGUCAACAAAGACUAUUUGUUCGCACUCUCUAAUAAUGGGUCAUAAUCGGCUACUGAGACCGUUCCCGUUUACCGGUUCGAUCAAUCCCAUCCGUUUUCCCUUGCUUCCCCGUUUGCGUUUUGUCUCCCCUGUUCCGCCACCGCAUAUCAGCAUCAACGAACAGAUCCACAACCCCCUUAUCCCCUCCGUUUCAGCAUCAACGAACAGACAUGCCUGUUACUCUUCUUCCCUGAAAUCGUAGCGGGGUCAUUGGUCUAAGACGCCAAACCGCCGCCGCCAUAAGUUUCUGCUGCCAAUGGAGAAGCAAAAGCAGCUCAACGUCACAUCCCAUUCUGGUGAAAAGGGAGAAAAAUGAAGUAGUCAAGUAGGCGGUUGGUCAACAUUAAAAUGAAAAUGAAGUGGGAUAAAUAGGUUUGCCCUUCAUCCAAAAACAAAGAAACCUGGUUUGCUAAGCAUGGUUAACUGGUGGCAAAGCUCUAUAAAACCGCCUAUACAAGUUUAUGGCGGGUGGAGAAGCUAAGCUAGAAUUGAGUUUUGAGAAUGCUAACCUAUGUUUGAGAACGAAAGGAGGUAGCAAACAUAAUCAGGCCAAGAGUGAGAAAAGUAAUGGAAAUUUGGGCGGGAAUGACGACAACGGAAAGUAGAUGUGAUUCUAAUUCCAGCAGAUGGGCAAAUACAAAUUAUUUAGUUUGAUCCCAGUCUAUUGUACAGACAUCAGUCACUUUUUCAUUUGUCAUGUGUGCAUGAAUUGCACGUGUAGUUUUAUUUGCCAAAUGGAGAGAUGCAUGCCACCUGACCUUUGCCCUUUACCUUUGUGACUUCAACCCAAAAAUCAAAGGUGAUAUAAAUCAAAGGUGAUAAUCAAAGGUGACUUCAACCAAUUAACUUUAUUUUGCUUCUUUGUUAAAGGAUUCAUUUCAUUUGUGGAAAUAUGUAUCGUGUGGAUUACUCCAGUGCAAUUUCUCCUCACUUAUUUCAUUAUUUGGUUGAUUUCUUUUAUCGAGUAACAAAUUUGGUUUUUAUUAUCAAUAAUUAUGACAAUUCGUGUAUUUUUGUAGAUGAUUUUAAGCUUGGUUUGUACAACAAUAUCAUAUGUGCAAGUAAACGUCAAUGGAUCCUUGGUGUAUUAGUGACUAAGGUCUUAGUUUCUUAGCAUUUAGUUUCCGAACUCUAUAAUAAAGGAUAAUUUUUUUUUUUGACUUUUGAACAGGGUCUCCCUGGUCUGGAUUGCAUCACACAGGAGUUGGUUGGUUUGAAUUGUACUCUACAUGGUCUGAUCCAUUGUUUGUGUUCUAACCUUUCGGUCUGGACCAUAGACAAUAUAUAAGGUCAGAUCUGGAUUGUUUCUCACUUAAUUUGGACACUCGCUACUUUCUUUUAACGUUCAUAUGCUCAUUGCAUAUGAGACUUUUCAAAGGACAUGGGGUGGUUGGGUUUGAGAGUGAGAGUGAGCGUGAGCGUGAGAGUGAGGGGUGGAUAGGAGCUAGGGCGGCGGAUUUCGACCAUCGACGGUCACAACGAUUUUGAUUAUACCGGAAGAGCACUAGCGUGUCUGUGUUACUAUGUGGUUGGGGAGAGAACUUUUCAUUUUUUAUUUUUAUUAUCAAAAUCAUAAUGAUCAAAUUACUGGUAUUUCGGCCGUGAUAACAAAUUUCAUUUUGUAUUAAGAAAAAUCAGUUGGAAGACCACCGGUAUGAAACAGUAGUUAAAUUGAUAAAAAAAUGUCAAAAUCUAGAAAAUAGUGGUCCUGCUGAAUCAAUAAAUUUCCGAUAUGUAAACUAAAUGACUUCGUUUUUGUAUAACUAACUAACAAAAAUGAAGGAAUUUCUCGGAUUCAAAUAUCAAACACUUGGAUGAUGUUACUUAUUAGAUUCAAGUAUAAACAUUUGGAUGUUAAUAUUAAAUAUUGCACAUAUAUAUAUAUAUAUAUAUAUAUAUAUAUAUAUAUAUAUAUAUGAUUUCUCAUUUUGUUUGUAAUGUGGUAUUUUUUUUUUAAAUAUGAAUGUAGAUUAUAGAUAGAUUUUCAAUAAAUCAGUUUUACUUCGAUCAUACCAUAUCACUUGCUAAAUCGAUUCAACAAUAAAAAUUGGUAUGACAACCUUGAUCAAGAUAACUAUUGUGUUCUAAAAAAACAAUUGUUGGAUAAUAUUUUGAUUUUUCUAUUAUUUAUUGAUUAUUGUUUUCCUCGAUGUGGCAUUCAGGUCAACAACUCAUUCACGGUUAAAAAUAUGGAUCCUCCACAUUGACUCGAACACAAUAUACAACCCAACUAAAGUUUGAUUACGUACGUAUAAUAGAAAGUAACUCCAAUAUUCAAUGAUUUACUUAAGUAGUCCACCUUAAUUAUAAAUAGUGAAAGACCCUUGGUUGUAUUUUAUUUGAAUGUUAUAACAAUUUUUCUAUUCUUUUUAUUAUAUUUUAGCACAUUUUGAAUAUUUUGACGAGUUGCCAAGAUGUUUUCCAAUAAAGAAUUGUACGAAAUAUAAGAAAAUUAUAAUUUAUUAGUCAAAUCUACAAAAUAUUUCAAAUUAUUAACCAAAUUUUUCGAAAUAAAAAAUAUUAGUAAAAUAUUUUGUAACCCAUCAAAAUAUUAGCCAUUUGUCGAUUAUCGUUAGUAAUUUUGUAACUAUUUUCUUAGUUAAAAUACUAUAAUUUUAGAAUGUUGAUCUCCACAUGUCUUUUCCAAGUCAGUAUCAAGUUGCCAAGUCAAUAUUACUAACAAAACUGCUAGCAGAAAAUUAACGUUUGACUACUAUUUUGUAUUUUGAAAUGUUUGCCUAAUAAUUUGAAAAGUAUUAUAAAAAAAUAAUUUUAAAAGUUUGAAAUAUCUAGCUAAUAAAUUGUAGGGGUAAUACCUUCUUUUGGCCCAAACUAUACUCAAACUUUCUAUUAUUGGCCCUUGGUUUCUAAAAUUGCUCUCUUGGCCCGAACUAUGCAUCAUGCACACUUCCUUGCUUGGUCCGGCGCGGGUUUUGAUCGUUAAAUUGGACGGUCAACUCCAUUGACCGUUAGUCGAGCGCCAGGUCACUUGCCACGUUAGCGAACCCAGAAUAAAAAUUUUGGAUUUGGUUCAAAAUUCAAAUUUUUUUUAUUUCGGAUUCGCUGACGUGGCAAGUGACCUGGUGCUUGACUAACGGUCAAUUGAAUUUACCGUCGAAUUUGCCAGUCAAAACCUGCAUCCGGCAAAGCAAGGAAGUAGUGUGCAUAAUUCGAGUCAAGGCAUUAACCCUAAAUUGUAUUUACCCUAAAAUAUAUAUUGAAUGUGUCUUCAAUAUAUAUCAUAUAUGUAAGACUAUAACUACACAAAUACUAAACUAUCCCGGCCAACAGGCCGGGCCCGGUGCUAGUAAUAUAUAGUACACUUUUGUGUACUUUUUUUCAUUUCAAAUUUCCUGCAACGAGAGUGAAAGUAGGAAGGAUAUUUUUGUCUUUACACUUAAUUAUUUAUCUCACAUAAAAAAUAUCAACAUCAAGAUUUGAACCCGAGUCUCUUCAAACAAAGACAACAAUCACAACCAUUUAUGCUGAACAAAUUUGUUGUGUCCUU
Molecule: messenger RNA, 7120 nt
Organism: Linum trigynum
Lineage: Eukaryota; Viridiplantae; Streptophyta; Magnoliopsida; Malpighiales; Linaceae
Source: the annotation of a GenBank genome assembly